Messenger RNA from Rana temporaria (common frog), 2559 nucleotides. RefSeq names its product anti-Mullerian hormone (gene AMH). Gene Ontology annotation, molecular function: growth factor activity. NCBI's taxonomy places the organism in Eukaryota, Metazoa, Chordata, Amphibia, Anura, Ranidae. Bases 630 to 2378 code for a protein of 582 amino acids. The record is from RefSeq and is a predicted model, not a curated record. Gene Ontology annotation, biological process: gonad development. The transcript is spliced from 5 exons.
UAUAGUGUAUACUGUAUCUCCUGAACAUUAUCUAUGUAUGUAAAAUAUUCAACACAGGUGCCCAAGGUUCUAUUCUGUUACAGCUUUGAUGUCAGUCAGUAGAAGAGCAUUGUAGUCGAGAGGCUGAAUGUUAAUUCCAAUCUUCCAACAAGCAGAUGUCUCUGAAAUCUCCCCAUUUUUAAUAACCAUACAUGUGCUGUUGGUCUUUUCUGGCAAGUUCUUCAAUAGAAGUAUUGUUAUCCUGGCCACAUUCAAGGUCAAGGUACUGGAGAUUCUUUCACAGGAGCGGAAGAGUAAAAAUAAAUUCCUAGGGAUCCCAUUCCAUCUGUAUUAACAAAAUACACACACACAUGGGAGAACACAGUUUGGGAAUAUACAUCCCCCAGGUUGUUCAAGGUUUUGUAACUAUUCACAACACUGGAACAUCCCUCCCAUCUGCACAUGACUUGGCAACAUUUUCUCAACAGAAUAAUUAGGAGUGAGGUUGUACCUCUGCUCUAGAAGCACUAGGCUAUCUAACGGCAACUGGUCUUCUUCAAAUAAUGUCUUUGACCCUGUAUGCUCUGGAGAAAAAAGGGUUAAAAUAGUGGCAUCAAGGAUACCUACAAUUAUAUCGAUACAGCAGAGAAAUGGGUAUUUUCUGUGCCGUGUGGUGGUUUUUGUUUCCUCUCAUGUGUCAAUCAUUGCCCAGCAACGUUGGCGAGAGGGACAUAGAAGAAGGUAUGACGGACAAGAAAAAUCACGUGUUACCAGUAGACGUGUCAUACGCUGAACAAAAUGAGACUGUAUGUGAAGCAUUAUCAGGAACAAGUUGGGGUGACCUGGAGACACAUGGGCUCCUCAGGGAGUAUGAGGCUGCCUUUCUGGAUUCAGUCAAUCAAGAGUCUUGGCAACAGCCACAGCUGUUUGGCAUAUGCCUAGAAGACAAGCAGUCCACAGCUCUGAUAGCUACAAAGCAACUUGCAAACUUUCUUGUGGAUCAUCAAGGAAGACAAUUGGUUAUCAUGCACCUGAAAAAAGUGACGUGGGAAUCUGGGGUCAGCAUGCAUUUUCAUGGAAGCGUACAGGAAUCUAUUCCUCCCAUCCUUCAACACUUGCACUUAUUACUAGGAGUAUUUUUUCUUGAUACCCGCAAGCUUCCUGUGGGUCAUCUUAACUCCAAGAUCAGAAUGUCAGGAGAAGCUUUCCCUCAACCACAAGUUGUCUGCAUGUCACCAGAGACCCGCUAUCUUGUCCUCAAACUCAGUGGAAUGGUUAGGAGUGUUGAGUCGGGAGACCUAACACUUCACAUCACCUUUCAUAUGAAACAAUAUCCUGAGGGACUUGCAGUUUCAGCUACUGAAUCAGAACAGUACCUCUUUGGUAUGGAUGAAAAUUGUUUGACCAAAAUCACACCGGUUAUACUCAUGAUUGUAGGCCAUCAUGCCCAGGCUGCAGUCUAUCCAUCCAUCGUGAAGUCUGAUCGAAAAAGACUGGGUUCCAGGAUGCAGUCUAACCAAAUGGUGAUUCCACCUAAGAAUAAGGAUGAUUUUUUAGAAACACUGGCUCACUUCUCAACACUUCUGAUGCCAUCUAAUGGAAAAGCAUCUUCUUCUAUUCAUCUUCCUCUUGAUCCUUAUGACGGCAAUGCUGGUGACCUUCGUCCCCAACUUUUCAAUGUCACAGAAACUGAGGCCUUGGAAUGGCUGGUUGAAUCUCAGGAACCUCUUGUUCUUCUAUUUUUGCCUGGCAGCAAAGAUGUACUGGCCAGGAGAAUUCAAGGUAGCUUGAAUGAAACACUGCUAGAGAAGAUAACAGAAAAGAUGCAAGUGGUACUGGAAGACUUGAAGGGAAUUCUUUCAACUGCUGAGCAUAUCCAAGUUCUUCAGAAACUUAUAAACUCUUGUUAUGGUUAUUUUAACAUAAGCUAUUUGCAUGUGGAAGAGGAGAAAGCACCACAGUUGUCUGAAAGUAAGCAUAGGAAACUACAUUCUCUGAUGCUUCUUAAAAUGUUACAGACAGUUCGAGCUUAUUGGUUGGACCACAAAAAACUUUCCCGCCAAAACCGGGGAGCAGAUCUGAAGCCUCACUGCCGCUUGCAAGAGCUUACCAUCAACUUAAAACCUCAUGCAGAAUAUAAGGAUAUUCAUCUUCCAGAAGAAAUCAACAUAAAGAACUGUGUUGGUCCUUGCCGAUUUCCACAGACAACUCAAAGUGACUAUCAGACCCAUGUUAUUUUUCUCAUCCAACUUCAAGAGAGAAGGCAGUCUGUCCUUGACCGACCUCCAUGUUGUGUCCCUAUACAAUAUCAAGAACAAUGGCUCAUGGUAGCACAUGAGAAUGGCAUUAAGCUUCAGCUUUAUCCCAACAUGAUUGCAAAAGAAUGUGGCUGCAGAUAAUGGCAUUAAUGUGUAUUGUAUACAUUUAUGUCACUAAAAGCAAGUCUUUUAUAAAAAAAUGAAAUAUUAUGUGAUAAGAGCAGGGAGGGUGUUGCCCAUAGUAAACAUUUGUAGUUCUAGCAUAAUUCUUCAAGUUUGGGCUAGAAUGUGAAAGAAUAAAUGGCUAGUUUGCUGGGCAUUA